UUGCACGGAUAUUCAGAAGAAAUAAUAGAACAGCCUACGAAAUUUUCAUGCUUUUGUCGCGAGUAUACGUUCGCAUCUCGAGGUAAUUCGAUUUUAUCUUACUUUAUAAGUGAAUAAAAAUACAAGUUUAUAUAUUAAAGAUAAAUAUCUACAGACUAAAUAUUCGAAAAUAAUUAGAUUUGCAUGACGGUCUUACGAUCGAAUGGAAUUCCGCGAAAUAUCCGCGUUUGCGAUAUCGCAAAGUCUAUCUGUUUCGUAUUAACGGAAAAGUACGAAAAUGAUAUCAAUGUUACUCGAGUACUGUACGAUAUUGAACGAAUCGAAUUAAUAAUCGAGAAUAUUCCGCGUUUCUUUUCUAGACUACGUUCCACUUGGUAAUCGCAACACUCGCGAGCUUUAUCUAUCUUUUAAUAACUCUCGACGAAUAACAAAGAUGAAAAAACUCCACGAGUGUUACGAUCGCAAGUGUAACAUAGCCCUAGGCCCUAGUCACAUAAAUAUUUCGUGGUGACAACAAUAACUAGCUACGUCACGGCAUUGGAAUGCAGUUAGCCGGUCUAGCGUCUAGCGGCGCUGUUGUUUACAUUCCACGGCCUGCGGCCUUGGCAUUGACGUGACGACGCUCGAGCGAGAAGGUACCGAUACGAGAUUCUCCGUAUGCAUUAUUAAUUAUACGUUUUAUCAAAUUCACGAAAUAUUCCCUACUUACUUCGUAAUACGUUAAAUAUUUCAUGAAUUAGAAUGACAACGAAAUAUAACGCUGUUCGACGCUCGAGCAGGUAGCAGCAUUAACUUCUCUGAAUAUCGUCAUAUUCUUUUCGAGAGGAACGCGAAAAUUUGUAUUUCCGCGCGCGAUUAUUUCCAACGACAAUGACAAUUGGCAAUUAUUAGUCUACGUAAUUGUUUGACUUUCGCAAUAAAUGAGACGUAAUGUUUUUUCCAAGCGACAGUUUCAAAUAAAAGAUGUGGUAUAUAUGUCGACUAUUUAUUAAUGAUUUUCAAACGCGUCUUAACCCUAUCAAUUAUAAACUAUCAACUCGCCCAUAAUAACCGAUAUCAUUCUCGUACUCUUCAUAUUCUUCGAGUCAGUAACAGAACAUCGCGACAGUAUUAAUCGACCCCAAGUCGAACGACAUUGCAACGCGUUUAAUUACUAAGUCGUUUAAUUACAGCCGUUAUUAAUCCCAUAAUUUCCAACCACGUAUCGUGUAAAUUCGCUGUUAAAAUACAUCGUUGUACUUUAUCAAAGCGCGUAAUUUGCGAGAUUUAUUCCGUCGAAGCUUAUAUCGUGUGAACGAUGAAAAAAUCUAAUUAUAUUUUGUAAUAUUACGAUCCGCAAAUAUUUAUAUCGUUAAUACUUUUUUUUUUUUUAACUUUUAUAUUUAUUCACUUAUAACGCGAAGUACAAUAAAGUUGUCCUAAAAUACGAGCGUAUAUUAUUCACGCGUUAGCAACAGAAAUUAGCGUCACCGAGAUAGGUGAGAAGUUGGCCGCGUGAUUUUCAAAUGCUGAACAGGUUGUAGUUUCAUGCAUAUGUAACUUUGCCGCCGUCCUAUCAUUGCGAAUAAAGCGUCGCGUUUAAUUAACAUUGGGAAUCGGGAGUGCCGUACAAAGUGUUGCGCGAUCGUCGAUAUUUCGCUCAUUGAUACGUGCGCGAUCACAUGAAUCGGGUUUUCGCGAAUUAUAAGUGCGAAUACUACGAAAAAGCAACGAAUGACGAACAAGAGAGGAAGUGACAGGAAGGCAUCGAGUAACGAAGGAGCAACUUAACCUAAUUUAAUCUAAACCAUGGAGAUCGUCCUAGAGAUCGACAUAAUAUCCUACAACUCUUCUGUUGCGCAUCGUACCGCUGCUUUCAUGCACGUACGUGACAAUAUUGAGGAACUGGGUAAAGUCGCCAAUGACACAGACCUGUUAUUCUUGAAGGGUCUACUCGACAGCCCGGUCGUCACAUCUCUUGUAAAGGUUCAGGAGCGUCUGGAGGACCCGCCAGUGCCCGUAGAACCGGUAUGCUCAUCCGUCUGUGACAUCGUUGACGAAGUGUGUGAGGCCUUUCAAACCUCUAGGAACUUAUAUGCUAAGGAACUGGUGAAUCUUCUCAGGAACUCGCAUCUGAAAGCGCUCUUGGAAACGCACGACGCAGUUGUGGAACGCAAGGAAGCGUCUUCUAAAGCGAUUUCUCCUUUAGUAGCAAUGCCGACAAACAAGAAGGAAGCAAUGCCUAUGAGGGUGGUCGGUCUUAGAAGACAACCAGACGAGCCAUUGGGUCUAACAGUACAAGUCGACGAAUCUGGGAAUAUGAUUAUUGCCAGAAUUCUCGGUGGCAGCACGGCGGCUCGUCAAGAGCUUCUGAGGAUAGGUGAAGUAAUACUCGAAGUCAACGGUAAAAGAGUUCGAAACCCAGAAGAGCUCCAGCAAGCAAUCCAGGAAGCCAAAGAGAACCUAUCACUGAAACUGGCUCCAGGUAUCGCUAUUGAUACGAAUCGACUUCUCAAGUCUACGUGUUACAUGAGAGCCCUUUUCGAUUACGAUCCAUCGGAGGAUACGCUUCUACCUUGUAGAGAAAUUGGCUUACCUUUCCAAAAAGGCGACAUCCUCCAAAUUGUCGACCAAGCUGAUCCGAAUUGGUGGCAGGCGCGAAGAGUGGAGGGCGAAAGUCUCGGAUCGCCCGGAUUGAUACCUUCGCUGGAAUUGGAAGAGCGCAGAAAAGCCUUCGUGCCGCCCGAGGCCGACUUUGUUCACAAAAUCAGCAUUUGCGGCACCAGGAUAUCGAAGAAGAAAAAAAGGAGAAUGUACCAAUCUAAAUCGAACGGUGAGUUCGAUGCUGCCGAGUUGCUUCUCUACGAAGAAGUCGCCCGAAUGCCGCCAUUCCGACGCAAGACUUUAGCCUUGGUCGGGCCUCGCGGCGUAGGUCGGCGGACUCUGAAAAACAGGUUGAUCAACAGCGAUCCCGAGAAAUUUGGCACUGUCGUACCUUACACAUCAAGGCCACCUCGAGUUCUCGAGGAGGACGGCAAGAGCUACUGGUUCAUCGAUCGCGAGACGAUAGAGACUGACAUCAGAGAACACAGAUUUUUAGAGCAUGGUGAACACGGUGGACAUUUGUACGGUACAAAAUUGGAUUCUGUGCGAGAACUAAUAAGAGCCGGCAAGAUGUGCGUAUUAGAUUGCAGUCCGGCCGCGCUCAAGAUCCUCCAUAACAGUACCGAGUUCAUGCCUUAUGUUAUAUUCAUCGCAGCGCCCGGAAUGGAGCAGCUGAAGUCUUUAUAUGAUCUCGGUAGAUCGACCGGUGCUAGCAGUCGGAAUCUAACGUUCGACCGCCAGAGUUCCAUCAGAUACAGUUCGAGAAGAGCUAGGACACUGGAAUCUCUCGCAUCUUUAUACGAGGAGGAUGAUUUGAGAUCUACGUUGGAGGAGUCCGCAGCUUUGCAGAGAGCCUAUGAGAAAUACAUCGAUUUGGUGAUUGUGAACGAGGAUUUUGACAAUACCUUCAGGCAGGUGAUUGCAGCUUUGGAUGCCUUAGCUACGGAGCAUCAAUGGGUACCAGUCAAUUGGAUUUAUUAAUUGGUUCUCGAAUGCAGCAUUCGAUGUAACAGAAAAAUAGGAAGCUAAAAGAGCUGUGCCAGUUUUAUGCGCGAAUAAACGAAGAAUUUAUUACUGCUGAUGUCACAUUUGAAAACUAUGAGAUACAUUAUGAAAAGUAUGUAUAUUACUCUCUUAUAUUCAGAAUAAAACUCCGUUUAUUGCGCAACUAAGAAAAGACGAGGCACGUAUAAUAAGAGUACAAAGAAUGUUACACUUCGUGCCGCAUGAAGCGAUAUUGAUAUCGAUCGCGCCUAAAAAGCGCGAGAGAAAUCAAAAGAAUCUCAUUGCCGUUUAUAAUUAAAUGCAACGUAGCGUUUACUUUUUAUAAAUUAGAGUUAGCUUUUUAUAAAUUUACUAAAAUAUGAACCGUUCUAUGUACGGAAUCUAAUACUUGAAUUUUCACACAUAUAUAAUACAUGUUAAAUUGUAAUAGAAGAGCUAACAACUGAAUUUUCUUCAGUUCAAUCAUUCGUUCUUGAUAAAUAGAGCAAUGAAGAUAGAAGAUCCUACUUAUAUCUAAGAACACGAUACUUUUUUAAUGGAGAGAGAAAAGUUAUAUCGCUGCAUUUUUUACUGCCAAUUUCUACAACGACUAUAUUAACAAUGGGUCAAUUGAUGUAAAAAUAUUAGACUGCCGUCCAAUUAAUUUUAGUUUAUUUUUAAUUUAAUUAACAAAACACAUGUACAUGAUUAUUUAUAUGUUCAAGUCUAUUAUACAUAUAUUUCUCGUGUCUCGUUUGCUUUUAUUGUUUCUGUUUCAUUUUGUUGCUCGUGUAUGCUAAUGAUAAGUAUCCUGGCAUAGAGUGCCUUAAUAACACAAGUCUAUAAUUCGAUUAAUGCGAAGACUUAUUAUGUCGAGACAAACUCGUUUUUACAUUCACAUUCAGAGUUUUAUAGACAGAUCUAAGAAUGUGUUUUCUCUAAUGUCGGACGGACAGUCAUAUAUGUGCACACACACAUUCGAUUUUUUCAACUCUACUGAUAUCUUUCGAAAUGCAUCCAAUUUACAGAUUAAAAAAUCCAGGUGAUCUUGUAUAAAUACAUAACAAAUGUAAUGAACUAUAUAUCUACAAUGAAAACACUUGUCCUGUCAUGAAAAGAGCAACGUGAUGAUGCACGAUGUGGAAUAAAGUUUAUUGAAAAUAUUUGUUACAGAUUAGAAACAUAACAAA
This is a messenger RNA of Formica exsecta, 4757 nucleotides long. It is a transcript of the gene vari, whose product is annotated as MAGUK p55 subfamily member 2. Gene Ontology annotation, molecular function: protein binding. The transcript is spliced from 9 exons. The record is from RefSeq and is a predicted model, not a curated record. The coding region runs from base 1789 to 3564 and encodes 591 amino acids. Gene Ontology annotation, cellular component: plasma membrane; cell-cell junction. NCBI's taxonomy places the organism in Eukaryota, Metazoa, Arthropoda, Insecta, Hymenoptera, Formicidae.